AUGGUGAGCUUGGGGCCUCUCAGGGGCUUCUGGACAGAGGUUCUGCUGGUGACCCUGCUCGUGCUGACAUCUCAGGUGGCUGUGGCUAGACACCCCCCAAAGCACUUCAUAGAGUAUUCCACAACUGAGUGUUACUUCGUGAACGGGACGGAGCACGUGCGGCACGUGGACAGAUACUUCUACAACCGGGAGGAGUACGCGCGCUUCGACAGCAACCUGGGGGUGUUCGAGGCGGUGACGGAGCUGGGCCGGCCCGAUUCUGAGUACUGGAACAGCCAGAAGGAGAUCCUGGAGCAGAUGCGAGCGGAGGUGAACACAGUCUGCAGGCACAACUACAAGAUUCUGGAGCGCUUCUUAGUGCGCAGGCGCGUGGAGCCAGAGGUGACGGUUUAUCCAUCCAAGAUGGCUUCUUUGGGCCACCACAACCUGCUGGUCUGCUCUGUCAGCGGCUUCUACCCCGGGGUCGUGGAGGUCAAGUGGUUGGUGAAUGGGCAGGAGCAGAGGGCUGGGGUCGUGUCCACAGGCCUGAUCCGCAAUGGAGACUGGACCUUCCAGACCCUGGUGAUGCUGGAGAUGACCCCCAAGCGGGGAGACGUCUACACCUGCCGCGUGGAGCACUCCAGCCUGCAGAGACCUGUCCUCGUGGCCUGGAAAGCCCAAUCUGAAUCUGCCCAGAGCAAGAUGCUGAGUGGCGUUGGGGGCUUCAUGCUGGGUCUCAUCUUCUUUGGGGUUGGCCUUGUUGUCCACAUGAGGAGUCAGAAAGUUAAUGUUGGUUCACAGCCUACAGGGCUCCUGAGCUGAUCCUUGAGAUUGUGUUCCCUGGAACUGUUACCUCCCAUCUCAGCCUCCCUCCCUCAUUUGGAGGCCCCCUGCUUGUGCCCAGAUGUCCAGAAAUUCAACCCUCCUGACCCCUUCCCUGGAACAACUCCUUCCCUGCACCUUCGCCUCUGUCCUGAAUCCUUCAUUUCAAAGACCCCCUCCAGUCUCCCUCAUUCCCACACCAGGGUUUUAUCCAUUUUUGUCCCUUGAGCCUCCACCCCAAUAAAUGAGAAGAAUGAGAUUCAACUGGGACGUGGUGACAUAGAGACAAAGUUGGGGGAACAAAGGGAGAAAACAUCAGCCCUUGGGAUCCUUGGAAUCAGUCAAUGUGUGAAAUGCCUCCAGAGGGGAAGAUUGAAACCCAUCCACACAUUUUUAUCCCAAUUGUCUCCUAUCUGUGUCCUUCCACAAAUCCUGCUGAGGGUGAUGCCCCAGUGUACUGGAGGUCUUCCUCUGCUUUUCUUGCCCUUAUGUGGAUACCAAAUAUGAAUGGUCCUCCGUCUCUCUGAUAUUCCUGCUAUCACUUCUAAUCCUUUCUUUGGCGGUUCAUAUUUUGAUCCUUUAUCAAUGGUCGAUG
Molecule: messenger RNA, 1396 nt
Organism: Gracilinanus agilis (Agile Gracile Mouse Opossum)
Lineage: Eukaryota; Metazoa; Chordata; Mammalia; Didelphimorphia; Didelphidae
Product: H-2 class II histocompatibility antigen, E-S beta chain-like
Exons: 6
Coding region: 1-801 (266 amino acids)
Biological process (GO): positive regulation of T cell activation; immunoglobulin production involved in immunoglobulin-mediated immune response; peptide antigen assembly with MHC class II protein complex
Cellular component (GO): membrane; MHC class II protein complex
Molecular function (GO): MHC class II protein complex binding
Source: RefSeq, a predicted model, not a curated record